AUGACUUCCCGGCCACCCCUGACCGACCAGACGCGCCCAUGGUUUGAGCACAUUGCUGUUGCGAAAGAUACAAAUGCCGACAUUGUCGCUGUCCCGCCCAUCGGGGCCCAACAUAGAAAGACAUGGACAGCACAUGGCGAGCAAUCGUCCUGGCUUGAUACCAAACUACUAUCUCGUAUUAUCCAAGCACGAGUCUUGCUGUAUAAUUACGGAGACCUGCGUGACGAUAAAAUCGACACCCUGGGUGAACGACUAUUGAACCAACUACGUAAUGAGAGGAAAAAUGAGGUUUGUUGUCCUGUUCGCUUUUCAAGGAAGGAUUCACCAACAGUUGCGCAGUCAACUCGACGGCCCAUCUUUUUCAUCUGCCACAGCACUGGUGGUCUCGUCGUGAAAGCAGCUCUAGCCCUGGCAUCGCGAGAACCGAGCCAAUCCAUCUUAACCAGCUGUCAUGGCAUCGCCUUCUUUGCAACUCCCCACCAAGGCUCGACUUAUCUCUCCGCCGAUGAGUACACUGCUAGUAUUCGCCAUAUCCUGCACCUGGAGCAUGACACCCCAGAAGCGCUCAGGAAGCAAUUGCGUCCGCGCCAAGAGCGGCUAUGGCAUCUAUCGAACCAGUUCAACACUCUUUCAGCCGACAUGAGGGUUUGGUCUUUCCUCGAAACUGUGGAUUCAACCAUGCAUGUUAUCGACGCGGAGACAAAUAACAUAUUGGAGUUCCAUGUUCCUAUCACUUCGAUUCGGUCGGGUUUGCUGGAUAUUGAGCACGAACAAGAACUGCCCAUGGCAACAGACCAUGCGGGGACGGCAACGUUCCACGGCCAAGAGUCCACACGAGAUAGAUUUCUGCAUGAGCUUGGUGGUGCCGUUGACACUGCGGUUGAAAUUUCAAAGCGCGAGGAUACGCCAUUGGGCGUAGAACAGAAAGUCCUGGUUCAAAUUAAUGGCUUCUUCGAAGAUACUGCACUGGGUCUCAGUGACGAAACCCCACUUAAGCUAUGGUCAAGCACGGUGCCCUUGGAAGAAUACCUCUCUCGGGGUCCAUCAGCCUGCCUUCGGGAGAGACUAGGUCGAGUUCAGCCGCGAGGCUUGGAUGAUUCCUCAAUCAGCAGUUUUGAUAGUCCUCGGUCAUCCUACAUUGCUCCUAGCCCCGAUCCACAUGACCAUCAUCAUGACCACCAUGAUGAGAAACCAAGGCCCCUACGAGCCCCUCUACCCUAUAGGCAAAGCUUCGAUAAUCCAUCUGGUGCUUCUCCGAAGAUCCAGAUCACCCAAGCAGAAAGGGAAGGCUACUUUAAUGACCCUCCAAGUGAAAGUCCACCUCCGCCACAGGAGCGGAAACGAAAGACCUCACUCUCUAAGGCGCUAGGAUUAAUUCCAUUAAAGCGAACCCACCGCCGGAGUGCUUCUGACAGCAGCUCCCAGGGAAGUGUUGAACGGCCACCCUCGAGCUCUUUUACAUCGCAACCAGUACAAUCACCCUUCCUAGAAAUACCCAAGUCUACUCGUGAUCGUAUCAACCAGAAUGCCGACAGGCCGGAUAUACCUCGAGCAGUUCCACGUUUCGAUCGACCUGAGGCUGAUACCGAGAAACUGAUGUGGAUUCAUGUGCCCUAUACCCAUACUGGUUGGGUAUCGCAAGUCAUCCGCCGAGCAUGUCAGGAUAGACAUGAGCCGGAUUUUGUUCGGAAAUUUAUAAACGACGAAAAUUGGUACCGUCGGCUUAAUAGAGCUCGUCAUCUCGAGCCCCAUGCACGUUUCGUCAAACCCGCAUGUCUUCACUCAAGGCAAAUGGAUGUUCUACAAAGCCCUGCUGAUGCCUUGGAGGACCCACAACUCGCUUUAUAUGCUCCCUAUCUCCAUUGGGAUACGUACCGCAACUUGAUCCAACGGCGCAAAGUAGUCGAAGACCGACUCAAUCAAGGCCGAUCCAGACCCGUCCCAGGCCGAAUCUCAAAAGCAAGCCUGGAAGCUCAACUUAUUUGGACCUAUCUGGGCUGCGAGCCUCCAGUGCACUUUCGCCGCACAUUGGACCAGUACGGAUAUCCGAAUCUGCGCUCGACUAUGGCUCGUGACGACGACCAGAUGCUCUGGAAACGCACUCGCAGACCCGCGCGCAUUGACGAGCAGCUAAAGCAAUACCUGCAGUCUGCACAGGAUGAUCCCGAUCCUGAGGAGAAUGUGGGCGAAUUUAUGGAUGGGAAUGUCCUGAUGGUUGAUCAGCUCUGGCUUUGGAUUGUUGAUCAGAAGACUGUUGUCACGUUCUUUCCAAAUCAGGAGGCUACGACCUCUGAGGGAAAGCUUUUUGAACAGUCUAACUUGCAUAGCAGUAUUUACAAUGAGUUGAAUGGGGAUCUCUCGCGUCGCUUUGAGACGGCCGGUGACUUGGCUGCUCUCAUUAUGCUGCAUGCUGUCACUGUGCUCCUGGAUAAGACUCUCCAUCAUGAUCUGCAGGUAUUGCGGAUAUUUGAGGAGUCAAUUAGCAUCUUGACCGAGUCCGUCACCAAGUCUUUCAAGCGGUUCCGAAAUAGAGGCUUCACCAACCGCCCAGCGGAUCAUGAUCGCACCGCAGAUGGCAAGAUUAUGACAGCCGCGCAGCAAGAUUACAAAGAGUUGCAGGCUGCUCGUCGAAACCGUGAAGAUCUCUCCGUUCUGCUCGAGCUGCGCGACAUCGAGGACGAACUAUCGACCAUUCUAAAGCUCCUCGAUCAACAAGACACCGUCAUCAAAAGUAUGGUCAAAUACUUUGACAGCAAGGGGUGCGGUAAAUCAUUCCUUGAUACAGCACAGGAGCGGAUUGACGAAUAUCGUUCGCAAAUCAACGACAUGAAAGAAAAUAGCCAUACAACACAGAAAGCAGUCGAAACCCUCCUCGAUCUCAAGCAGAAACAGGCGAAUGUAGACGAAGCCAAAAUGACUCGAUGGCAAGCUGAAGUAGCUCAGACACAAUCGCGAGCAGUGAUGGUCUUCACCAUAUUCAGUGUCGUCUUCCUCCCUCUAUCCUUCUUCACCUCCCUCUUCGGAAUCAACGCCCGAGAAUGGAGCGGCGAACAAACAAACCCAACCCUAGGAGAAAUGUUCGAGAUAGCAGCCCCUACAUCCUUCGCCAUCAUUUUUCUCUCCCUCUUUGCAGCAUUCAGCAAUACGCUGCGCGAUAUAGUAUUCAAAACGCACAAGAUCGGCGCGGGCCUCCUGAAAGAAUUCAUCUUCCAUCCAAUUAAAUCACUCUUGUGGGAUUCCGCUACAAGUAAAAUGCCUGUCCAUGUUGUCCCGGAGGAUUCCGGGCUUCGGAAACGCUUUGAUGAGUACCUUGGUUAUGGGAGGAGGAAUAUGCAGCGUGAUGAGGAUAUCUGGCAGCGGUGGCAGGGGGGCCGGAUUUCUGGCGGGAAAGAGGUUAAGAAGGGGAAGUACGACGUAGAUGUCGGAUUGGGUCGGAGAGGUCGGGGGGGAGGUUUAGUUUAUUCAUCCAGCCUGGAUGAUGGGAGUAUCAAUGCCGCCAAUCCUUGA
Molecule: messenger RNA, 3507 nt
Organism: Penicillium mononematosum
Lineage: Eukaryota; Fungi; Ascomycota; Eurotiomycetes; Eurotiales; Aspergillaceae
Exons: 11
Coding region: 1-3507 (1168 amino acids)
Biological process (GO): metal ion transport; transmembrane transport
Cellular component (GO): membrane
Molecular function (GO): metal ion transmembrane transporter activity
Source: RefSeq, a predicted model, not a curated record